AAAAAAAAAAAAAAAAAAACAAAGAACAAAGAAAUUGAAAAAAGAUUCCCAAAUUAUAAUCAGUCUGAAAGUGAAUAAAUCCCACCAAAUGCAGGUGGUGGUGUCGAAUUUGAUAUCACCAUUAACAUACAUAAGAUCCAUGGUCACCACCGCCGCCGCCACCAGCUCCAGCCGUACCGCCGGCGGUGGUGCUUUCACGACGAUAUCAGAGAGAGUGAGCUUAGAACGUGAAAUUAAAAAAAGCAAAUUCAUUGCCAUCGCCGGCCAUAUCCCCGACGAACGCUCCGCUCAAUCUUUCCUCUCUGAGGUCCAAGAUCCGCGUGCAACACAUAAUUGUUGGGCUUAUAAGGUCGGAAAUCAGUACAGAAGUAAUGAUGACGGUGAGCCAUCUGGUACAGCUGGAAAACCAAUACAUUCUGCAAUUGAAAAUUCAGGGUUAGAUAGAGUGAUGGUUGUUGUCAUUAGGCAUUUUGGAGGGAUCAAACUAGGCACUGGAGGACUAGUUAGGGCCUAUGGUGGAGUAGCAACAGAAUGCUUGAAAAAUGCUCCAACACGACUUGUUAAGUCUCAGGUUCCUAUGGGCGUUGAGGUUACUUUUGAUCUUUUGGGGGUCGUUUACCAUCAGCUACAGUCAUUCAAAGCUGAGAAUAUUAAGCAGGAUUAUGAUACAGGAAAAGAUGGCAUAACAAUGGUGACCUUCAAAAUAAGUUUUGACCAGGCUGAAGCAUUGGAGGAAGCCUUGAAAACCAAUUGCAGCAGAAAUCUUGUAUUCUACAAGAAUUGAUGUACACGAUAAAGCUGAUAUGAUGCUUGCAGCAUCGUUACAAUGACAGAUGUGACAUACUGCCAUUAUCGCAGGCUAGAUGGAUCACCAAGAAGCAGAUGAUGACUUACUGCUGCCCUGGGAUUGUGUCAUCUUCAAUAUGCUGUGAAGUGUGAACAUCAGGAUUGAAUAUAAUAUCAGGCUCAGCUUGUCAGUUUCCUUUCUUACAUGGUAGCCCUUAAACAAGUUGCUAUGCUUAGCUAGUAACGUCACAUGUAACUCAACAGUAAUCUUCAUGUAUAUACAUUUCAUGGUGGAUAUGCUAAGUUCCUAUAUACAUAA
Erigeron canadensis is the source of this 1105-nucleotide messenger RNA. Its product is annotated as IMPACT family member in pol 5'region. Gene Ontology annotation, cellular component: cytoplasm. Gene Ontology annotation, biological process: regulation of translational initiation. The record is from RefSeq and is a predicted model, not a curated record. Lineage: Eukaryota; Viridiplantae; Streptophyta; Magnoliopsida; Asterales; Asteraceae. The transcript has 6 exons. Bases 89 to 784 code for a protein of 231 amino acids.